Aureobasidium musti is the source of this 903-nucleotide messenger RNA. The record is from the annotation of a GenBank genome assembly. NCBI's taxonomy places the organism in Eukaryota, Fungi, Ascomycota, Dothideomycetes, Dothideales, Saccotheciaceae.
GAAAGAACCUCUGGUGAGGUCGAGAGACCUGAGCAGGCCGAGCCUGUUCUGCCCGUCGUCAACCCGGCGCUCGAGAAGCCUGCUCCUCCUCAGAGCAGCAUCCACCCCGCUCUCUAUGUUGUCGUCAUCCUCUUCAACAAGUACAUCCUCGACGAGAGAAGGAAGAACUUCCGUGAGUCUACCAUGCAGCCCACUACGCUCGGAAACGUGUCUUUCAUCGUUCUUGGUGUCAUCAUCGCCUCGUUCGGAGAGAUUCAAUUCGUCAUGCUCGGUUUCCUCCUCCAAGUUGCUGGAAUCAUCUUCGAGGCCAUUCGCCUGACCAUGGUCCAGCGCCUCCUUUCUUCUGCCGAAUUCAAGAUGGACCCUCUGGUUUCUCUUUACUACUUCGCUCCCGCUUGCACCAUCAUGAACGGUGUCGUCGCUUUGAUUACUGAGGUCCCAUCAAUGACCUGGGCUGACUUCGACCGUGUCGGUUACUUCACCCUCUUGCUCAACGCCAUGGUUGCCUUCGGUCUCAACGUUUCAGUCAUUGGCAGAACCUCCUCUCUCGUCCUUACCCUUUGCGGUGUCCUCAAGGACAUUCUCCUCGUCGUGGCCUCGAUGCUCAUUUUCCACGACCCCGUUUCCCNNCCUCUUCAAUUCUUCGGUUACUCGAUCGCCCUCGGUGGUCUCGUCUACUACAAGCUUGGAGCUGAUGCCCUCAAGGAGUACGCCGGUGGUGCUGGUCGCGCCUGGGCCGAUUACGGUGUCAGACACCCCGCCCUCAGAAAGCUCAUUGUCUUUGGUGGUGUGCUCUUCGUUCUCUUCCUCCUCCUCGGCUCUUUCAGCUCCUCCUUGCCUGUCGACCCUAAGCAAUACGUCGGCAACAAGUACACUGGUUUCUUCGGCAAUGGCGGCGUAUAA